This is a messenger RNA of Penicillium canariense, 1212 nucleotides long. It is a transcript of the gene gprD, whose product is annotated as protein gprD. The record is from RefSeq and is a predicted model, not a curated record. The coding region runs from base 1 to 1212 and encodes 403 amino acids. Gene Ontology annotation, cellular component: plasma membrane. Lineage: Eukaryota; Fungi; Ascomycota; Eurotiomycetes; Eurotiales; Aspergillaceae. Gene Ontology annotation, molecular function: G protein-coupled receptor activity. The transcript is spliced from 3 exons. Gene Ontology annotation, biological process: adenylate cyclase-activating G protein-coupled receptor signaling pathway.
AUGGCCAUGCUAACCCACGCUCUACGUUCUCUGUACGCCAGCGGUGGCGACUCGUCCGUCGCUCGUCGCUGGGAGUUUCGUGACGAGUCCCCCCUGGAGGGUAGCGACCGGUCGCUCUUUAUUGCCAUGGGAGUGAUAGCCUUAUUCUCUUUGGGGUCCACAUUUGGCCUCUUGUCAUUCCUUACCUAUCGAUUCAUCUACUGGCAGCGAUACUACAAGCGCCCGCUCGCUCAGAACCAAUACGUGGUGCUUAUCUACAACCUCCUAUUCGUGGACCUGCAGCAAGCCAUUGCCUUCUUGAUCAGUUUGCAUUGGGCGUCUCGUGGCAGUGUUCAUUUUGGCGAAGCCGCCUGCUAUUUGCAAGGAUGGUGGAUUCAGACAGGUGACGCCGGCAGUGGGCUAUUCGUCCUGUCGAUUGCUCUUCACACCUGUGCCGUGGUGCUGCGUGGCAGUCAACUGCCAUUCAAGACCUUUGUGUACUGUGUGAUCGGGUUAUGGGUGUUCAUCCUCGUUUUGGGAUUUAUUCCCGUUGGUCUAUACGGCUCUAAGGUUUUUGUCAUCUCAGAGGCCAAUUGGUGCUGGCUGAGUCCAGAGCACGAGAACGAACGACUCUGGGGUCACUACUUCUGGAUUUUUCUUUCCGAAUUCGGCACAAUCGUCCUAUAUGCAAUUAUGUUCUUCUACCUCCGGCGCCGUAUGACGCAAGCGAAGCAGCUACGCCGUGGCCAACAGGAGAGUUUGCACCGUCUCAACCAAGUCGUCAUCUACAUGGUGAUCUACCCUCAGACCUACUUUGGUGUUGCUGGCUGCUUUAUGGCCUUUUCUGGAUUUAUGGAUGUGGUUGUCUAUACCAUCACCCGUCGCCACCUGCUCAUAAAUACUGAACACAGCACCGCCGACCGCACCUACGAUUACGCUGACUCCCACUGGCAAGCCAACAUCUCCGCCGCCGCCGGUGGUGCAUCUCGCUCCCGAAAGGGAGGAUUUCGCAUGGUAUCUCGACUGGGUUCGAAGUUCCGGCGGAGCCUGCCUACUGUUGACAGGGAGACCCGACACAAUCCAUUCGAGGGCUCAACUGAGGACAUUGUUCCCAAGAACGAUGUGGAAUUGACCAAAUAUGGUGGUGUGUACCAGGAAACCACCAUUGAGAUCUCCCGGGAGCCCGCAAACCCUGCAGAUUACAUGGAUAGGAGCACGCACCGGAGCCUUUAG